CUAAAGAUAAUUUUAUAUAUAUCAAGCAAACACUCGAUUAAAAUAUGCAGAAGAAUUUUACUGACACAAAGGAAAUUCCAAGAAAGAACAAGGCUGUUAUUAAUUCCCUGCUGUUCCAUUGAUGAACAUACAGCUACCCACGCCUAUUAGUUACAUAACAUGAAGUAUUAAUAAAUAACUCAAAAGUCAAACACCUUUAGCACUGUGCACCUUUCAACCUCAGUGUGUUACAUAUACUAUCAGAGGGCAGAUAGUACACUACUAAAAAAACAAAGGAGUGGGCGUUUGUUGUGAGUGAAAGUGUGUUUGUGUAAAUGAUAACACAAUCAAUAAUGACCGUUGUAGUAAAGCAGCAUUUUGAAUUUAUUGUUUUGAAGACGCAUAAAUUCUUCCACGGAAAUUCCUGGUGUUUAAGUGCUGCAGAUAUCAAAGAGUUGAAGCUGAAGCACUGCUGUUUCCAUUGUUUUAAACAGGAAGGAGAUGAGUUUUAAGUGUGUGAAUUUACAUUGUAUUUGCUCCUAAAGUGGAUGUGGGAUACCCGUUUAUAGGCAGAUGGUUUUGACCUGUAAAAACACUGUUUUCAUUUGAAAGUAAAAUAGUGAGAUUGAGCCAAAAUAAUUGGAGCACAGCCUGGUUAACACUGUUUCUCCCUCGGUGCUACAAGAUCCAUGACCCCUAUCCAUUACAGGCCGACGUAUCAUUUGCACAAAGCAGAGACAAAGAGAGAAAGAAGGUCUGUAUGACCUCAGCCCUUGUGCAUGCAUGUGGAAAGACAUGUCCCCACAUAGUCGCAAUCAGACUUCUGCUUUGCAAUCAGUCAUUCAGCUCCUGAGAGUGCUUCACCUGUGUUAGUGCGGCAUCAGCAGUCUGAGCUUCACACACUCAAAUUAGCUGGAGACAGGCGGUGGGAACACUUCUGCUUUCCACUCACUCUGCUUGGGUACACAAGUUCCCCUCAGCAUUCCAGAUAUGAGUGCAGUCAAAGUCAGGCACCAAAACAUACACGUUCACACACACACACACACACACACGCACAUUAACACACACAUAUUCUGACAGCAUGCAGCAGGAGAGGCAGAGCUCUGGUUUCAGUUGAGCUCCAGGCAGCCGCUCUGUUGGACUCUUGUGUUUGCAUGCAGUGGCUACUAAGGGCUUGACAACAAAGAUAUCAUCUUGGAUGAGUCGCUCCAAGGUAAUCACGCUGAUGAUAAUGUACUUCUUUUGUGCCUUGAAUCCGUAUUGGGUCACAAAAGGAAGGAAGCUGAAGAAAAUCAAGGAUCGAGGUAUGAAGCCGUGGAGACCUUGAUGACUCGGGAGCAUUGUUUCACUUCUGCUGUUUAAGUGGAUCCAGCCUUGGUCAUGCAGUCGUAGAUGUUUUAACCAGACUCAGUUUCUGAAGGAUAUAAGUGGAGGCAGAUUUUUGGACUAAGAACUGAACUUUCUCAGCCAAUGGCUGCAGUGGAAACCAAAGCCGCCAGCAGCAGUGCUGCAGGUCUCUCCUGGGCACGGGUUUGUAAGGAGUGUGGUCAGCAGCACGAGGGCCUGGAGAGCCACCUGUAUGAGUACCAGGACGAGGUGGACGAUGAGCUAGUUUGCCACAUCUGUCUGCAGCCGCUGCUCAAACCCAUGGACACCCCUUGUGGCCACACAUAUUGCUUCCUUUGCUUGAGCAACUUCCUGAAGGAGCAGGACUUUUGCCCAGUGGACCGCCAAAGAAUACAGCUACAUCAGUGCCGUCCCUCCAGCCUGCUGGUCAGAAAUCUGCUGGACAAAUUGGCUGUGACCUGCCCUUACUAUGAAGAGUGCCAGCAGCAGAUGCAGCGCUGUGAACUGCAGCCUCACUUGCACAACAGAUGCCCUGUUUUUAGAAGACUGAGGGAGGAAGCAGAGAGGAGGAAGAGGCCCUCGUGGCACGAACUAAAAGGGCGUAAAGGUGAAGGAGAGUUGCCUGGUGAUGCUAAGCUAUCAGUUUUGCUCUCUCGAAAUCCCACCAGAGAGCAGCCUGACCCUGGGCUGAUAAAUCCUGCCUUUGAGGAAAGUGAAGAAGACAACACCCCCCUGCGCUCUAGUCUGGUAGCUGAAGCUAACACAGUGGAACUGUUCAGAGAUGAGCCUGAGGAGGAUCUCGGCUUUCGCAUUGUAGGGGGAAAAGACACACCACUGGGGAACAUUGUCAUCCAGGAGAUCAUUCGAGACUCGAUUGCAGCCCGUGACGGCAGAUUGGCCCCAGGGGACCACAUCUUGGAGGUGAAUGACAUCAGCUUGGCCUCAGUCCCUCACGGCCGGGCCAUCACUGUGCUGCGGCAGCCUUCGCUUCUCAGGCUCACAGUGAUGCAGGAGAAAGGUUUUAAAUACAAAGAUCCACGGUCUGACCAUCACGCCAUCUCUGCCCCUACGAUCGCCUCCUCCCAAACCUCUCCAAGUCAUCACAGCAAUGCUACCUCCAGUAACAAUCCUGGUACAGUCUUGCAGGUGACGCUGAUGAAGAGUCAGCGCAGCGAACCGCUCGGCAUCAAACUCAUCCGCAAAUCAGAUGAAAGCGGAGUUUUCAUUCUGGACUUGCUCCUGGGUGGCUUAGCAGCCAAAGAUGGAAAAUUGAGAAACAAUGACAAAGUGUUGGCCAUAAAUGGACAUGAUCUCAGACACGGUACGCCUGAGAGUGCUGCACAGAUCAUACAGGCCAGUGAGGUGCGUGUGAACUUUGUGGUGAUGAGAACCACAGAGUGCCAGGAUGAAGCAGGAAGUAGCAGCAGCAGGGAGGGUCAACACGGCAGAGCAGCCAGAAGAGCAGUGGAGCCGCAGUACUUCAGGCGCCGCUCCACAUACAUGAAGGAUCCUCCAGGCGGGUUUUCCAGCCAGGAGAAGACUGUCUGUCUGAAGAAAGAGCCACGACUCUCCCUGGGCAUCACCAUCGCGGGGGGCAGGGAUUGUCGCAACCGCCUGCCUGUUUACAUCACCAGUGUGCAGCCUGUCGGCUGUUUACACCGAGAUGGCACCAUCAAAAGAGGUGACAUUUUGCUGAGCAUCAAUGGAGUGGAUCUGACACAGCUCACCUACAACGAGGCCGUGUCUGUGCUGAAGGCUCAGACGGCCCAGUCCCAGGUCGUGCUGCGUGUCAUUCAGACUCUCUCUGAUGACUCAGAGGAAGACAGCAGCGCUGUCAGCAGAGACGAAAUGGACCUAAUGGACGAUCUGAGGGAUGACACCCUGAACUGGACACCACUGUGGACCCGCUGGUUGGGAUUACCAAGUCACAUGCAUUGGUGUCGUGACAUUGUCCUGCACAAGACCAACAACGAGAGCUGGGGCUUCAGUAUUGUCGGAGGCUACGAGGAGAGUCACGGUCAGCAGCCUUUCUUCAUCAAAACCAUCGUGCCUGGGACACCUGCUCACUUUGACGGACGCCUGAAGUGCGGUGAUGAAAUCGUGGCAGUGAACGGAGCCACAACAGUGGGGAUGAACAACUCAUCUCUCAUUCCAAUGCUGAAGCUACAGAAGAAUAAAGUCACUCUGACUGUGGUGUCCUGGCCUGGAAGUCUAGUCUAGAGAAGACACACGUGUACUUUCUCUCUCUUUGUCCUACGUGCACACACACUCACAGAUUUCAGUGUUGCCUGGGACACUCACUGUCACCUCCAUAUGGAACUCUAGCUGUGGUUGUGUCUAAUUGAAGGGAUAACAUGUGGUUUGUUCUUAAACAUCAGUGUUGGAUCAAGAGUGAACCUGACUAAAUUUAUGAAAACAACAGCACAACAUUUGCCUGUGAUUAAACUACGUACAAUAUUAAUGCAAAGCCUUGUAACUGAUGCCAUGACCGCAGCACGACGGACACAAAUCGCUGCACAAACAGCUCUUAAGAGUGGAGUUCUACGACCAACUCUUACUUUUUUUGUUGUUGUCAGACGCUUAAAACCAACAUUUUACUGACACUGGUGAUUCCAUAAAACCCAAAAACCUCCUGGACCAGGGGGACAACUCUGCCCUCUUCAGUGGUUGUUUGCACACUACAUCGCACAAUAUACAGCACACCAAUACAGGAAGUAACCACUGCACCACAGUGCAGUGGUUAGAUAGUGCAUCUACACAAACUCACUGAUGUCUGACCAUGUUAACACACCAUUAAUGAUAGACUGUCACUAGAACAUGGCUGCCAGCAUGGACUAAAACAUAGAUUCCAGCCAUGUUACCUAGAAUCUAUUGGCUACACUCCCUCUGCUUUUCUCGUGUGUCCCAGCAGGGGGUCCAGUUUUCACUGAGUGCCCAUGUCUCAGGCCCGAGCACUGACGUUGUGUCAAUCCCUCAUACAGUCACUCCUCACAAAGAACAUCUGCAGUUAUCCAACACAGAAUGUGUGUGUACAUUAGUACAUGGACAGACAUGUACCUGCUCUGGUGAAUACAGUACAGCUCAGUCUGGAUGUCAGAUGAUGACAAUCAGUGAACUAUUGUAUUUUUUUGUUUGUUUGUUUUUUGUUACCAGGAAGGAUUUUAUUUUAGUGCUGACCUUGUUUUGAUUUUCCAUCUAUAGAUUUAUGUUUAUACUCAGUUAAGCAUUGGUCAAUGUAUUUCUGUGAUUCCUGUGACUCAGUUGUACGACAUCCACAGCUGUGAACACGGUCUUACAUGUCACACGUAUUGAUAGAAUUACUGAUGAUCAUUUGUCACAAAGAGAAUGCAGACUUUUGCCAAACAAGGAAAAAAAUCCACCUUUUGUAGCCAUGUAUCAUUCUAAAUGUACAUCGUGAUUUAGUGUUGUGUCAAACAAAGACACAUUUUGAGGUUAUUUAUGUAAGGAGCAAACGUGUCUGUGGAAAAGCGACCUAUUUUAACAGGCACAAGGUAUAUACAAAUUUUAAGGAAGAGACUUUACACGUUUUUAUGGAUCAUUUAAUUAGAGUGAAAGGAAACAGUUUGGGUCUAAGUAUCUGUUCAGUUUAAAGUGAGCACAGAUAAUGUGAGCAAAUUAAACCCAUAUGUUUUUACACUAUAUUUCCAUCUCUAUUUAUUUCAAAUGAUACAAAGUCCGUUGUAUGAUAUUAAGUGAGUGCCUUGCACAUGUUAAAGGACAAACCACAUAAUGUAGUUGCCUUAAAUUGCCACUCAAUGCCCACAUGCAUCCUCUCCCAUUAUUUCUUCACAUUAUACAGUGUAUAUAUUUGAAAUAUAGUCCAGAGAAUGGAAAUGCUAGUCUAGCUACAUUUGAUUUGUUGUAACAUUUACUUUCCAGGAGACCUUUUCUUUGUUAGAUAGAUUGAAGCUUGUUCAUGAUUUAAUUAUGUUGAAUAAAGUCAUUUUAAA
This is a messenger RNA of Cynoglossus semilaevis (tongue sole), 5297 nucleotides long. RefSeq names its product ligand of numb-protein X 2b (gene lnx2b). The transcript has 10 exons. Bases 1450 to 3546 code for a protein of 698 amino acids. Lineage: Eukaryota; Metazoa; Chordata; Actinopteri; Pleuronectiformes; Cynoglossidae. Gene Ontology annotation, molecular function: ubiquitin-protein transferase activity; protein binding; metal ion binding. The record is from RefSeq and is a predicted model, not a curated record.